AUGAGCGUGACAACUCACCCAAGGGAAACUCCAGACUUGACUGAGCUGGCAACCGUCAUCCAAACGUCCCUCCAGUCAAACUUCACCCACGCAACUGCCAUAGUCGCCCAAUGUCCAGAUCUCCGACAACCACCCUUCAAUCUGGCCGCGCCAGGCCUCUCGGGAAAUGCAAAGGUCGCCGAUAUUGGAGGCCAGCCAAAUCUUUUCCCUCAGCCUAACAUGGAAGCAAAAUACUCCAUGCUGUCGAUCGCGAAGGACAUGCAGAUGUCAUCAAGGAAAGGCUUCCUGAUCGGCGCGGGGGCAGCGCCCUGGCAAGAUAUCGGCCACAACGCCGAACUCGCGCCGAACUUCUCGUGGACUUCGGAGUCGCAGAACUGGAACCUUGAGGACCCAGGGUCACUUCAGCUGCAAAAUAACACGCACGUGACUGAAGUAAAGGAAGACGGCUCAUCGGCGUGUCAUAGUCUAGCGAGUACAAACUGCGCUCUAAUGAUGAAUCUGUACGGAUCCGAGGGGAUCUCCGGCCCAGUAAUCAAAAUCACCGCUCGUGCACGGACAGGGGAAGGCAACUUUACGAAUGUGAUUCGUGAUGGUCUGCGCGCCCACUAUGGGGAGGAUAAACCUAUAAGUCUUGGUGGGGUAUUCCUUUUGAAAUCGGGCAAGGCGAAGUUUCAUGUUAUGCCAGACUUUCCGAGGCCAGAGGAUCUUCCUUUUCGAGACAGGAAGCAGUUGGAAAAUGAGUGGAUUCGGUACUAUCUGUUUGAAGCUCCGGUCGUAUGUUUGACUGUUUUUCAUAGUGCGGAUCCCGAGAAUCUGGGGUUGCGCAUGGAGCAUACGCAUUGCUUUGAAACUGAGGGUGCUCGCAAGGGAGGUCACUAUCAUUAUGAUGUGGACGGUGGUCAAGAAGUGGAAUACGAAGCGUAUCUGCAUCCUGCGUCAACUCUGUAUAGAAUUGAUCCACCUUAUUGA
Molecule: messenger RNA, 969 nt
Organism: Penicillium chermesinum
Lineage: Eukaryota; Fungi; Ascomycota; Eurotiomycetes; Eurotiales; Aspergillaceae
Exons: 1
Coding region: 1-969 (322 amino acids)
Cellular component (GO): nucleus
Molecular function (GO): zinc ion binding; hydrolase activity, acting on ester bonds
Source: RefSeq, a predicted model, not a curated record